CUGAAUGUGAACAUGGGAUGAUUAAAUGACGGAAAUCGUGUUUACACGGUAAAUUACGGCACGCAAACGUUCUUUGCCUGUUUUCAAGCCAUGUGUGGCCGGAAAUGAACUCGAUGAGUAACCAGCAAGACGCCGAUAACCGCGUCAUUGUCAACGUCGGCGGAAUACGUCACGAGACGUACAAGGCGACAUUGAAAAAAAUCCCGGCGACGCGCCUGUCGCGCUUAACGGAAGCGCUCGCGAACUAUGAUCCGGUACUUAACGAAUACUUCUUCGACAGGCAUCCGGGUGUUUUCGCACAGAUCUUAAACUACUACAGAUCCGGCAAGCUCCACUAUCCGACCGACGUCUGCGGCCCUCUGUUCGAGGAAGAGCUCGAAUUCUGGGGCCUGGAUUCGAACCAAGUCGAGCCUUGUUGCUGGAUGACCUACACGACGCAUCGGGAUACACAGGACGUUCUGGGUAUUCUUGACCGUCUUGACCUAGACACCGAUAAGCCGACGGACGAUGAUAUUAUGAAAAAAUUCGGCCUUGAGGAUCAGUACAGGACGGGCGAUCUUAACUUCUGGCAGCGAAUCAAACCUAAAAUCUGGGCGCUUUUCGAUGAGCCAUAUUCUUCAAACUAUGCCAAGUUGUAUCCUUUGUUUCAGGUUAUGGGAGUGGUUUCUGUUUUCUUCAUCGUCGUCUCCAUCCUCUCGUUCUGUCUUAAGACUCAUCCGGACAUGCGCGUUCCAAUCAUUAGCAACCUGACGACCAACUUCACGCGAGGCAACAUCUCAUGGCGACUGGAAAAGAGCAAAACGGAGCCGCACGAGUCCUUCUUUUAUAUCGAAUGCGUUAGCAAUGCGUGGUUUACGUUCGAAAUUAUUAUACGUUUUGUCGUAGCGCCUGGGAAGCUUGACUUCUUGAAGGCGCCUGUCAACAUAAUAGACAUGGUCGCCACGUUGUCAUUUUAUCUCGAUUUUCUCCUCACGGAGCUACAGCAGGAGAGUGAUAUUUUAGAAUUUUUUAGCAUCAUUCGUAUCAUGCGACUGUAUAAGCUCACCCGGCAUUUUGCGGGUCUCAAAAUCCUGAUUCACACGUUUAAAGCUAGCGCUAAGGAGCUCGUGCUGUUAAUAUUCUUCUUAGUGUUGGGCAUCGUAGUAUUCGCGGCGCUGAUAUAUUACGCCGAGCGCAUUCAAUACAAUCCAAAUAACGACUUUGAGAGCAUCCCCGUCGGACUUUGGUGGGCAAUUGUUACCAUGACAACCGUUGGGUACGGGGAUAUGACUCCAAAAACGUACGUAGGGAUGUUUGUGGGGUCCUUCUGCGCUUUGACCGGCGUGCUCACCAUCGCUCUACCUGUUCCGGUCAUCGUCAGUAACUUCGCUCUCUUUUACUCACAUACUCAAGCCAGAUCAAAGCUUCCAAAAAAGCGACGAAGGAUCCUGCCCGUGGAGUCCAACAGGGGGCCUAAGGCACCCCAGGGGGUCGGGGGGCAUCCAGGAACAGGUCCACAAAACCGACGCAUGAACGCAAUAAAACAUUCGCCACAUCCUGGGGCGCUGGACGAUAAAAUAGGACGGAUGGUUAUGAUGCCUUUUCAUUCCGCCCCAUCCCCCUCACUUAAGUCUACGUAA
Molecule: messenger RNA, 1619 nt
Organism: Dreissena polymorpha
Lineage: Eukaryota; Metazoa; Mollusca; Bivalvia; Myida; Dreissenidae
Product: potassium voltage-gated channel protein Shaw-like
Exons: 3
Coding region: 105-1619 (504 amino acids)
Biological process (GO): potassium ion transmembrane transport; protein homooligomerization
Cellular component (GO): neuronal cell body membrane; voltage-gated potassium channel complex; dendrite membrane
Molecular function (GO): delayed rectifier potassium channel activity; protein binding
Source: RefSeq, a predicted model, not a curated record